AUGCCCAAGAAAAAUAGUGCUGUAAAAGGGAAGGACUCUGAUAAGAAGCUUGUGCCAUCUGGUAACAAAAAAGGAUCUGUUUACAAUGGUCUGAAGAAUGAAAUAAUUAUUAAAAUUCAUGCAAAACCAGGUGCUAAGGAAAGUGGAAUAACUGAUGUUGGUGAAGAAAGUGUUGGUAUUCAAAUAGGUGCUCCGCCUGUUGAUGGGGAGGCCAACAAAGAGCUUAUACGCUAUUUAAGUGAAAUACUGCAAUUGAAGAAAAGUGAAUUAAGCCUUGAAAAAGGCUCUAGAUCAAAAGAAAAAACUGUGAUAAUUACUGGAUCUUCUGUAUCUGCAGAUGAUGUGUUAUCAAAACUUAAAGCUAUUAGCAAACAAUAA
Argiope bruennichi is the source of this 378-nucleotide messenger RNA. Its product is annotated as UPF0235 protein HY04AAS1_1378-like. Lineage: Eukaryota; Metazoa; Arthropoda; Arachnida; Araneae; Araneidae. The record is from RefSeq and is a predicted model, not a curated record. Bases 1 to 378 code for a protein of 125 amino acids. The transcript has 4 exons. Gene Ontology annotation, cellular component: cytoplasm.